AUGGUGAAACAUCAACAAGACACACUCGCCGGAAUAUCAAGAUUCCGGCUACUCACCGAUCAAAUUUCUUCCUUAAUCAUCAUCUCUCACUCAAUCAAAGUCUUCUCUUCUAAAUGGGCUUUGAUAAGAAACAAGCUAAAUAAUAUUAUCUCCAUCCUCGCCGUUAUCCCGCCAGAAAUUCAAGAUUCCGCCGACUGUUCACUGUUAAACGACGUCGUUCAAUCAGUUGAAGAAACAACACAACUGGUUCACAAAUGUAUCGAGCUUUCUUACACAGGAAAGCUUCUUAUGCAGAGUGAUCUUGACAUAAUCUGUGAGAAAUUCAAUGCCCAUAUAAAAUCUUUAUGUGAAUUAUCUUCUUUCGAUUGUUUUUCCCCAUCCGCCAUUGUUGUUUCGAGACCUGCAACUUCUGCUUCAAACGACGAUCUGAAAUUCUAUAUAAAUGAUCAGUUUUCAAGGUUUAAAAUUGGGAACUUUGAGAUGAAGAAGCAAGCAUUGAUUUGUUUUAAUGAAGUGAUUCAAGAAGAUGACAGGUGGUUGAAGAUUGCUAUGGAGGUUGAAGGGUUUGUUCAUGUGUUAGUGGGGUUUUUGAGUUCAAAAGAUUUGGGUGUUCAAGAAGAAGUGUUGAAAUCAUUGGAUAUGAUUUGUGGGUUUGAGUUGUAUAAAGGGGUUUUGCUGUCAAUUGGUGUUGUUGCUCCAUUAAUCAGAGUUUUGGAGUGUGGGAGUGAGUUGAGUAAAAGUUUAUCCACCAGGUGUUUGAUGAAAUGCACAGCUGAGUCUGAAAAUGCUUGGUCUGUUUCAGCUCAUGGCGGGGUGACAUCAUUGUUGAGAAUCUCUGCUGGUGAGUGUGAAAGUAGUGGUGAGUUGGUUGGUUUGGCUUGUGGGGUUUUGAAAAACCUUGUUGGUGUUGAUGAGAUUAAAAGGUUUGUAGUCGAAGACGGCGCGCUUCAGAUCUUUGUUUAA
Messenger RNA from Helianthus annuus (common sunflower), 963 nucleotides. RefSeq lists its product as uncharacterized. Lineage: Eukaryota; Viridiplantae; Streptophyta; Magnoliopsida; Asterales; Asteraceae. The coding region runs from base 1 to 963 and encodes 320 amino acids. The transcript has a single exon. The record is from RefSeq and is a predicted model, not a curated record.